Messenger RNA from Microthlaspi erraticum, 663 nucleotides. The record is from the annotation of a GenBank genome assembly. Lineage: Eukaryota; Viridiplantae; Streptophyta; Magnoliopsida; Brassicales; Brassicaceae.
AUGAGUGAAGUGUUUAACGGAUACGAGCGGCAAUAUUGCGAUCUCUCGGCGAGUCUUUCUAAGAAAUGUUCCUCAGCUGUUGCCCUCGAUGGAGAACAAAAGAAGCAGAAGCUCUCUGAAAUCAAAUCUGGGCUAGAAAAUGCAGAAGCAUUGAUUAGGAAGAUGGAUCUUGAGGCAAGGAGCCUUCCACCAAAUAUAAAGUCUAGCCUCCUUGUCAAAUUAAGAGAAUUCAAGUCUGAUCUGAACAAUUUCAAAACCGAAGUGAAGAGAAUCACAACGGGAAGCUUGAACGCUGCUGCUCGAGACGAGUUGCUUGAAGCUGGCAUGGCUGACACAAAGACGGCUUCAGCUGAUCAGAGAUCAAGAUUGAUGAUGUCAACGGAACGUUUGGGUCGAACCACAGACAGAGUCAGGGAGAGUCGUAAAACGAUGAUGGAAACUGAAGACAUCGGCGUUUCAAUCCUCCAAGACCUAAACAGUCAGAGACAAUCUCUCCUACGUGCACAUGACACGCUUGACGGAGUAGACGAUAACGUAGGAAAGAGCAAGAAGAUCUUGACAGGCAUGACGAGGAGGAUGAACAAGAACAAAUGGACCAUUGGAGCCAUUAUCAUCGCUUUGAUCGCCGCCAUUAUCAUCAUCUUGUACUUCAAACUUAAGUAA